Molecule: messenger RNA, 1401 nt
Organism: Daldinia caldariorum
Lineage: Eukaryota; Fungi; Ascomycota; Sordariomycetes; Xylariales; Hypoxylaceae
Product: ClpP/crotonase
Exons: 2
Coding region: 154-1140 (328 amino acids)
Biological process (GO): fatty acid beta-oxidation
Cellular component (GO): mitochondrion
Molecular function (GO): enoyl-CoA hydratase activity
Source: RefSeq, a predicted model, not a curated record
AUCGAGCCGAGAUAGCGUCGGCUCUAACAUCGAAAGCUCUUGUUCACUCCUUUGAAGGUACUUAACAUAACCUAACCUACCUGAUAUACAUCUACCAAACCUGUUAUCAAUUAUUGCGGCGCUUCAUUUACGAAUAAAAAAUUGUACAGCGCCAUGCGACCACGACUGCACACUCGAUUGGCACCUUCGGCCGUCCGUCUCCUUCGUCUUUACUCCACUGACGCCGGCCCUCUCAUUCGCGUUACCAACCUCAAAGCUCCCAAUUCUGGUCAUAUCCGUAUUCUCGAAUUGAAUAGACCAUCUGCGCGUAAUGCUAUAUCAAAAGCGCUCCUGGCCGCCUUAAGAGCUGAAGUCGCCGAUGUCCAGUCGCAAUAUACCAUAGAAGGCCAAGAAUUGCCUCCUCCCCCGCGAUUCGGUGGAGCUGCUGGUAUAGAUCUAAAAGGGCCUACUAGAGCUUUGGUUUUGGCUAGCGCUAUCGAUGCGAGUUUCUGCGCGGGCGCAGAUCUCAAGGAGCGACGCGGCUUCACGCAAGAUGAGACAGCGCAAUUUCUAGCAGAUCUCCGCGGCACUUUUUCGUCCCUCGCGUCCCUCCCGAUCCCUACGAUUUCGGCUAUCUCUUCCAUCGCGUUAGGCGGCGGCCUUGAGCUCGCCCUUUGCACACAUUUCCGAGUAUUGGCCUCGACUGCGACAGUAGGUCUUCCCGAGACGCGAUUAGGCAUAAUUCCUGGCGCCGGUGGUACCUACCGAUUGCCCGCGUUGAUUGGACUCUCGCGCGCCAGAGAUAUAAUUCUCACGGGACGGCGCGUUUCCGCCCCCGAGGCGUACUUCUUAGGAAUUGCCGAUCGGUUGGUUGAGGUGCUACCCGAAGACGAGCGGGACGGUGUCGAGCAGACGAAUAAUGGAGCGGAAGACGGACUACCAGCUAGAGCACGGAAUGCGGUUCUCUCGGAGGCAGUGAGGUUAGCAAUCGAGAUCUGCGAGGGCGGCCCGAUUGCCGUUAGAUCUGCCCUGCAGGCCGUCGGCUGGGCUACGGAGGAAGUAGAGAAUACCAUGUACGAGCGCGUGAUGAAAACCGAGGACCGAGACGAGGCAUUAGAAGCGUUUAAGCAUAAGAGAAAGCCCGUCUUCAAAGGGCGAUAAAUCAAUGGCAUCAAACUAGGUUAGGUACCUAGGUAGGGUUCUUGUUUCAUAUAUACUACCUCUAGGUAUGUAGCAUUCUGUGCUACAAUUAUUAGCACCAUGUCUGCAUCGGUGUGUAUUUCUACAAUAAUACCAGGCAUAUCUCCCCUUGAGACAAUUACAAUACGAAAUAAGACUAGACCUAAGUUUAAGACAUUAUUAUCGCAAUCAGCUUUUUAGCCAAGAGCUGCUAUAUCCCUACAAUGGCAUUGUGCUCUAAUA